Molecule: messenger RNA, 879 nt
Organism: Giardia duodenalis
Lineage: Eukaryota; Fornicata; Diplomonadida; Hexamitidae
Product: Alpha-snap
Exons: 1
Coding region: 1-879 (292 amino acids)
Biological process (GO): SNARE complex disassembly; intracellular protein transport
Cellular component (GO): vacuolar membrane; SNARE complex
Molecular function (GO): syntaxin binding; soluble NSF attachment protein activity
Source: RefSeq, a predicted model, not a curated record
AUGAGUUAUGCAAAGCAGGCGGAGGCGUACAUCCAGAUCGCCGAAGAGAUGCUGGCAAAAGAAUCUGAGGAGGAAGGAGCAGUGGAUGCGGCGGUGGACAAUUACGAGAAGGCGGGAAACAUGUAUAAGCUUGCAAAAAACAAUCUCAAGGCCGGCGAGCUUUACGAGAAGUGCGCCUCUCUGUGCCUUUCCCAUGAGAAGCCGCAUCUAUCCCUGGACUUUUACAGCUCGGCCAUUUCAGUGUACAAGGAAGACCACCUCCAGUUAGCCAUCAUUACCGCUAAGCAAUUGGCCACAGUUGCCAUGCAGAUUGGAAGCUACUCCCAGGCCGGGAAGGUCCUCCAGGAUCUGGCCGUUCUUUCAGAAGACCAUGAAGAUUACGAAGAAGCAUACGCCCUCUACGCUAAGGCUGAGGUUGCCUUCAAGCAUGACUGCGCCUCGGCUAACGAACAUCGGAAUUGCAGAAUCCGCCUUGCAGAGCUUGGCGCCUGUCUUGGUAGUAACUACGAGAUAAGCGCAUCUAUCUUUGAAGACGUUGCCAUAGAGUGCAUUCAGACCCCUGCUCUUCGAGACUCGGCCAAGCAUUUCUUCUUUUCAUCGUUUAUCUGCAUGACCUUCUUCCAGGAAGAGGCCCAGCUUAGGGACGCUCUUUCUAGGUUUGAGAAGCAAGACCCGACGCUUGUGGGGUCCCCCGAAGGAGAGUUUAUCUAUGAGUGCCUCUUGGCCUUGAAGAAUUCUGACUCAGCUGCGUAUGAAGCCGCCGUUACAAAGCUACGCAAUCGCAUGGGCAUCACAUUGACAACUAACGUGUUUAAGCGCAGAACCCUUGAACUUCUCGGCACCAAGCUGGGUUGCAACGCUAUCGGCGAGUUGUUGUAA